ACUUCUCAGUUGUCUAAUUCAAGCCCACCAACAUUGUACAUCGAAGUUCAGUAUUCAAUAAUUCUACAAAAAAUGCCUUUUGUGACCGUGACCACUUCAUUGGCGGCCAAUCAGCUUCCGGUGCCAUUCAUGCCCAAAUUGUGUAAAGCCAUUGCUGAAGCCAUCAAUCGAGAUCCAAAACUCUUGUCUUGGUCAUUGGACACUGGAAAACACAUGUCUAUGGGUCCCAACAACGAGCGCGGCACUUACAUGCAAAUCAGGAUCGAAGGGUUUGAAGUCUUCGAUACCAAGGAACAAACUGUGGAACUGAUCCCCAAGGUGUUUAAACAUCUCAAGGAAAACACAUGUCUCAUGGAGGAUGAAAUUCACAUCAUUUGCUAUCCUCUUGAACUAUGGAGGAUUGGAUUCCAUGGUCAAGCUCUAUUGAAGGUUCCAGAUCUCGAUUGAGGAAUCUGAUCAUUAUGAUUAGACAAGCCAAAGCGCUGAAUUCAAGAAAAAUGUUAAGUCCCUUUCAUAAGAACUACAUACAUCUUAGAUGAGCAAACGAUUGGCUUAUGUCUUGUAGGUUGCUAAAUGAUCAUAACCCAUCAAGCAUUAACAACGAUAUUACUUGAACGCAUGCUUCUAUGUGAAAUUGAUAGGAUGCACAAAAUAAACAAUACGUUCCUUGGUAAAA
Messenger RNA from Tigriopus californicus, 676 nucleotides. RefSeq names its product D-dopachrome decarboxylase-like. Lineage: Eukaryota; Metazoa; Arthropoda; Copepoda; Harpacticoida; Harpacticidae. The transcript has 2 exons. The record is from RefSeq and is a predicted model, not a curated record. The coding region runs from base 73 to 447 and encodes 124 amino acids.